Messenger RNA from Mesorhabditis belari, 4641 nucleotides. NCBI's taxonomy places the organism in Eukaryota, Metazoa, Nematoda, Chromadorea, Rhabditida, Rhabditidae. The record is from the annotation of a GenBank genome assembly.
AUGGAAGAAACGGAACAUAAAUUGCAAAUGCAGGAUGACAAAGGAAUCUCGACCUCCUGUGAUAGCAGUGAUUCAGAAGAAGAAGAAGAGAUCGAAAUAUCCAACGAGCAUUCGAAGAUCGACAUGAAAAGGUUGAUAAAUCUCUUCUCGUGUUCCCAUCGAGACAUCAUCGCUGAAUUCGCCAACGUAGAGACUUUUCUCGUUUCGCUCGACUCGCUCAUCAUCGAGUGCACAGCACACAGCUAUUACAAGUCGACAUUCUUCGGGCAAACAACCGUUUUAAAUGCGCAGAUCGCGCGUUUCCUGGAGCAGUUCCGUCGAAUAAGCGAAAAUGUGAAAUUGGUGAUCUUUUCAAAGUUGUCUCUUCUUUUCAAAAGAGAUCCUGAUCUCGAUUUCCUUCGAACUGUCGCUAUUGCUCAUUUGAGACAAGGACCUUAUAAGAAUGAUAUCGAGACCUUUUCCUCGCCUCUUGAUCCUCGAUGGUCUGAGUUUCUACAAAAAACAACACCAUCCUUGUUUAUGAUCUCCACGGACUCUCCUCUCAAUAAAACAAAUUUCACUCCCCAACUGCAGACAAUCAUGCUAGAUGCGCUCACAAAUCGUGCGUUGCCAGUGGUUCCGCUCUCUCGACUUGUCAUCAACUUCACAAAAGUUAACGCGUUUUACAUCGAACCAAUGGUGGUUAAAUGGCCGGGUCAAGAGCGCUUUUUCGAGUUAUUUUGGAAAAUGAAAGAAGAUGAAGAUGAAGAGGAAUCGAGGAAAGGAAAAGAACCAUCCGUCAUUCCCGCAUUCUCUUUAUCUUUUGAGAUCUGGCUUCAAUGCGUUCAAGAAACGAGUGAACGGUUGACUGGAGAAAAGCGAAACCUUGCCUCAACGAUUUCUUUGAUGGUCGAAUGGUGUGCAUGUUCUUCGAAACAAUCAAAAAUGGCACCGAGACUUCUCACGACAAGGCAAGCAAAAAGCGCACCACUGGAUUUGCCUUGGAUGUAUCAGCUAGACUCCAAACUUUUACGAGAGUUCGUACCCGAAAGCCAGAUGAUGACCUCAAAAAAUCAACUACAACAUCAGACAAACAUAGAGAAAGAACUAAAGGAGACUCGAAAAUGGCAAUUCAAACAAAUCGAAGAGGAUUUCGAGAAAGCGCCCGAGAAAAUCACAAACAAAUGGCAGUUGAAACGAAUCAAUCGAAGCCGACAAAAACUUUCUCAAUGGCAUGAGUCUUUUGCAAACUCGCUUGAAGGCCGAGUAACUAAUUUGUUGGUGGAUUUCUCUCGAACUCCCGCUUUUGCGGGUAAAGAAUCCAACCCUAACACAGAAAGCCAACCAUUGAAAGCGAAAGGGUGGCCCGGGCAAAAAGCUGGAGGAGGUGGAAAAAAGAAUAAGUCGAAAGAAAAACCUGAACAAAUUCGAGAGAAAAAUGCAAAAGAAAAGGAGAAAAAGCUACUCGAUGAUGAAAGAAUUCGAAUCGAGCACUAUGCUGAAGGACAAAAUGCGAUCGCUGCUCUCGAGAAAGCCCUUUCCGAGCUUCGAACCCAAGAGAUGAAAGCUUUAUGCAACUACAAAAUCGUGAAACAGGCGGCAAAAGAACUUCUCGCAAACACAGAAGCAACUCGACGAAGAAAAGCGAUCACAAUCGUCUCCCAUCUGAAAUACGCCUUCAACGAGCAUUGGGAACAAAUGAAUGAAAAGCAACAAACUGAGAUGGUAAACAUUUGGGUGUCGCUUGGCUUCGAUCCACCUAAAGGAAAAAUAGUCACAGAGGAGGCGGGGACAAAAAAAUUGGAUUUGGGAAUGAACAUGAUUUACUAUCAACUCGAGUACGCGGGCGAAUUGAUUGACAUCCAAUCGGAUCCGCAGAAGGAUGAUCGCGUGACUGGCUUUUAUCCGGAUGCCUGGCAAAGGAAAAUGCUCGACAUUGUCGACAAGAACGAAUCAGCGCUCAUCGUCGCGCCGACAUCAGCUGGAAAGACUUUUGUGUCCUAUUAUUGUAUCGAGAAAAUGCUUCGCGCUUCCGAUGAUGACGUCGUCAUUUAUAUUUCCCCAUCAAAACCGCUUUUAAAUCAGGUAUGCGGCUCUCUGUACGCUCGGUUUCGUAACAAAACGAUGAAACCAGGAAAAGCUCUUUUUGGGACGCUAACUUCAGAGUAUGGGACGGAUGUCCUCAAUUGUCAGGUGUUGGUCACUGUACCAGAACGUCUGGAAGCUAUACUCCUAUCAACGAAUCCGGACGUUCAGCAGUUUGCCGCCAAAAUCAAAUACGUGAUUUUCGACGAAGUUCACUCGAUCGGUGCCUCGCACGAGGCUCCAAUCUGGGAACACCUUCUUCUUCUCAUCCAAUGCCCAUUUCUUGCUCUUUCGGCUACAAUCGGAAACGUGAAUUUAUUGCAUAAAUGGUUGCAAUCGAAAACAAAAGCUCAAGCAAAUGUGCAUUUGAUCGAAUACGACGAACGGUACUCCGAACUUGAGGUUGCCAUAAAAAAGAUCAGGAAACCGGAAAGUGGAAAGCUUAAACUAGAAGCGUAUCAAAAAGGAAACGAGAGCUCGAUUCUACCAAUGAUGCCAUACGCGAUGUUUAUGCUCGACAAGAUUCGCCGCUUUGGGAUCCCGGAGGAUAGUCAGUUGACUGCUCGGCAAAUCAUCGAUUUUUACCAUUUUGCUGCCCAAGUUGACGCAAAAACAAAAGACGAGCUCGAACCGUGCAAAUUUUUUGGGUAUUCUCCCGGAAAACUUGUAUGGAUUUCGAGAAGUGAAUUGCGGCGUUUUGAGAACGAACUCAAGAAGAGAUUCAUUGACUGGCUUGAGCACGAUGAAGAAAAAGUGAUCUCGAUUCUGGAGAGAUUUCGACACCCAAUCAGAGAACAGCUGAAUGCUCGUUCUUUCCCUUUUUUUCAGCGAAAAGUCGUCCUCGAAACAAUCGUAUCGUUGGUUGAAGAGUUGCAAGAUGAGGAAAUGUUACCAGCUAUCUGUUUCAACGAGGAUCGUUUCAUUUGUGAGGAUCUUGCUAAAAUCCUAUGUGAUGUGCUUGAAGCUCGACAAGACGACUUUGAGAAAAGUGACGAGUACAAGGCUAAGUACCAAAUUAAAGAUGAAGAGAAACUUUCAAAGCUAGCCAAACGAAAACGAGACGACAAUGCAAAGAAAAGAAAAAAGAAUGACGAGAUAAAAGAAGAUCAACGAGAAGAAAUUGAUCCCCUUGCGGCACAAAAAUCCAAAUUAGACGCGAUGUUGUCCAGAUUUCGCCUUCGUGCUCGUCCAAACGCCGACAAAGACAUCUAUGAUAAAGUGAUCGAGAGAAUGCUACAACGUGGGCAAGACAGACCAACAACACAGAUUUUGUUGAGACUAUUUGAAAGAGGAAUUGGCUAUCAUCACGCUGGACUCUCGGCUGUUGAAAGAGGAGGUGUCGAGGUGCUUUUUCGAAGUGGACACCUAGCGAUCAUCUUCUCCACAAGCACACUAGCACUUGGAAUUAAUAUGCCUUGCAAGACGGUGAUUUUCGGGAUGGACAAUCCGUUGAUGACCCCGCUGCUCUAUAGACAAAUGAGUGGACGGGCCGGAAGGAGAGGCUUCGAUCACUCGGGAACUGUUAUUUUUGUUGCAUACUCAACUGGAAAAAUUUGUCGAUUGCUCACGGCCUCGUUGACAAAGAUAUCGGGAAAUCCUCCGUUUACUUGCACAUAUUUGUUGCGCCUUCUCGCGUUCGCUCAACAAGAUACGGGAAAAGCCAAGAUUGUGCUCUCUCUGUUGCGCAAUCCUCUUGCUUUGUACACCGGAGACAUGAAAAAGGAAACUCUCCAACAACAACUCCGCAUGUACACCUUUUUCGGCGUUCAGCUUCUCCGACAUCUACAAUUGAUUGAUGAUCAAGGAAAUGCUUGUGGCCUUUUCCAACUUGCCUCUCUUCUUCAUGAGUUCGAGCCCGGGAAUCUUUUCUUUAUUCACUUGCUACAAAACGGCAUCUUUCAUACACUUUGUGAAACGUUGAAAGGCGAUGAGCUAAAAGAUGAGCUUAUUGUGGUUUUGGCUAAUCUUUUCACCAGAACCUACCUGCCAAUAUCAUUUGAUAUCAAAGAAUCGGAAUGUAAAACGAUGUCAAAAAAUGAACUCUCUCAAAUCGCUCUCGUCUCCUUAUCAGAACCCGUUCAAAAAGAAAUUGAUCAACUAAACACAAAGGCACACGAGCUUUACAAACGUUUAUUGUCAAUGGUGAACCCAGAGAAAACCCUCUUGGAUGAGCCCUUUUUGCUGACGGGAAAUGAAAAAAAUGAAAAAGAAAACGCUUUUUGUCCGGAGUCCCUCGUCUCUCCAUAUUUCUCUGGCUUCCUUCGCGAUGAAUCGUUCUUGCCAACUCUCGACUUGACUCCGAAAGAUCAUCGAGGCAAACGGUAUUACUUAAAUGCUUAUGCAAUCGAUUUCUGGAGACAUGGCUCUCGAAAAGCUUUGAUCCGAGAAAACGGACUCCACCCAAACCAUGUCUGGUAUCGACUCAAUGCUUUCAAGAGCGUUCUCGAGAAAAUCGCUUUCGGCCUUGAGUCACUCGCCGGCUGUUGUGACCCAUUUGUUGAAGUGAUGAAAUCCAUCUCCGAUGACUAUGAUAUAAAGUUUCGAGUCGCUUUCGACAUGCGACUGAAAAGCUCUUAC